Molecule: messenger RNA, 1641 nt
Organism: Serendipita indica DSM 11827
Lineage: Eukaryota; Fungi; Basidiomycota; Agaricomycetes; Sebacinales; Serendipitaceae
Source: the annotation of a GenBank genome assembly
AUGGAGAUCAAGAAAUCAGACGAAAAAUCAGGUAGAGUCGCAGCCACAAAUGCAGCUCUGCCCACCUCGGACGAGGACCAGGUCGUAGGGGUGAAGGAUGAUGGACCAACUGUGGAUGAUAGUCUGAUUCUCACUGGGAGGAAACUCUUCUUGGCGCAUACUGGGUUCCUCCUCGCCGUCUUCUGCUUUUCUCUCGACCAAACCAUCGUCGCUACCGCACUUCCCAAGCUUGCGUCUCAGUUUAAUGCACUGGAUCAGCUCACUUGGGUUGUCUCUGUGUACCUCUUGUGCACCGCAGGGUUAAUGCUUCUAUUUGGACAACUCUUGACAGUUCUCAUCGCGAAAUAUGUCUACCUCAGUUGCGUCGUGAUCUUCGAGGCAGGCUCCUUGAUUUGUGGAUUGGCACCCAAUAUGAGCGUUCUGAUUCUUGGUCGAGCCAUUCAAGGCGUGGGGGCUUCGGGCAUAUUCACAUCGAUCCUUGUUAUAUUUGCUCAAAUCACCCGGCUGGAGUCAAGACCAAUCCUCAUGGGUAGCUUUGGCGCCGUCUUUGGGGUUUCUAGCGUUUUGGGCCCACUCCUGGGCGGCGUAUUUACUGACCAUGCUACCUGGCGCUGGUGCUUCUAUAUUAAUCUUCCUAUUGGUGGUAUUUCAAUCAUGACCGCUAUUCUCUUUCAACCUGCCAACCCUCCUCCUGGAGCUGCCACCGAUUCACGGUCAACAGUGGAAAAGGUCCUCUCCUUGGACUGGAUUGGUGGCUUGCUCUCUGUUGCAACCGUUAUAUGUCUCCUACUACCGCUCCAAUGGGGAGGCGUGACUCGACCGUGGGAUGACAAGGUCAUCAUUGCCCUGUUCGUCGUCUUUGCUGUACUCCUAAUUGCCUUUAUUGCAUGGGAGUAUCGUAAAGGAAAGGACGCGAUGAUGCCUCUAUCCCUCUUCCUCAAUCGUUCCCAAGUUGGCGCGUCACUCGCCGUGGUGAUGUCCCGUAUUGCGUUUCUGGGGGCAAACUACUACCUUCCCUUCUUCUAUCAAGCAAAGGACGCUCUGCAAGUCAAAGUGGCUAUCAUUGGAAGUGGAUUCGUCAAGCGUACCGGACAUUACUACGCCUUCCUGGUCAUAGGGCCCCUAUUUGCCUCUAUCGGUGCAGGUCUUCUCAUUCCAAUCAACGAGGCCACAUCAUCGGCCAGGCUUAUUGGGUACCAGAUUAUUUUUGGGGCAGGUAUUGGCCUUGCACUGCAGCUUCCUAUGCUAGCAAUUCAAGCGGAAUACGCUGAUCGACCCCGUAUGGUCCCCCAAGCCACAUCGCUUAUCAUGUUUUUCCAAAUGCUUGGAGGCGCUAUCGGAAUAGCUAUUGCCGGAUCCGUGUUCAACAACCAAUUGUCGAAAGAGUUACCCAAGUAUGCACCAAAUCUUCCACCAAAACUGGUCGAACUUGUCAAACAAUCGGUCACCGUCAUCUUCGAGCUGGAUCCGACUCUGAGGAGUAAUGUAGUUCAUGCAUACAUCAAAGCGCUCGGCUACGUCUUCAUCGUAGCCGUACCCGCAUGCAUACUAUGCGCAAUAGCCUCCGCCUUUAUACGGAGUUGGAACGUUAAGACCCGAGAGGAGGAAAGUCGCAAACCAACCACAAGUACACAAGCAUAG